Messenger RNA from Botrytis cinerea B05.10, 993 nucleotides. RefSeq names its product Bcdpm1 (gene Bcdpm1). Gene Ontology annotation, biological process: protein O-linked glycosylation via mannose; GPI anchor biosynthetic process. Gene Ontology annotation, molecular function: dolichyl-phosphate beta-D-mannosyltransferase activity. Lineage: Eukaryota; Fungi; Ascomycota; Leotiomycetes; Helotiales; Sclerotiniaceae. The record is from RefSeq and is a predicted model, not a curated record. The transcript is spliced from 2 exons. Bases 102 to 842 code for a protein of 246 amino acids. Gene Ontology annotation, cellular component: endoplasmic reticulum membrane.
GUCAACAACCACACUCCUUUAACACCUUACGCUUUUAAUUGAAUAGUCCCGAUUGAUUCUCGACAUUUACCUUCCUUUACCUACAAUAAUAAUCACUCAAAAUGGCGCCAAAAGCAACCAAAGACAAAUACUCCGUGAUCCUUCCUACUUACAAUGAACGUCGCAACCUUCCCAUCAUUACAUGGCUUCUUAAUCGCACAUUCACCGAGCAAGGACUCGAUUGGGAGCUCAUCAUCGUUGACGACGGUUCCCCAGAUGGAACCCAAGUCGUAGCCAAUCAACUUGCCAAAGCUUACUCCCCUCAUGUUCUCCUCAAAGCUCGCGCCGGCAAGCUUGGUCUCGGAACGGCAUAUGUUCACGGUCUUCAGUUCGUCACCGGAAACUACGUUAUUAUCAUGGACGCGGAUUUCUCUCACCACCCCAAAUUCAUCUCUCAAAUGAUCGCGAAACAAAAGACGCUUUCUACAAACGGUGGAUAUGAUAUUGUUACUGGCACAAGAUAUGCCGGUGAUGGAGGUGUAUUUGGAUGGGACUUGAAGAGAAAAUUGGUUUCCAGGGGUGCCAAUUUAUUCGCCGAUACCGUUUUGAGACCUGGGGUUAGCGAUUUGACUGGAAGUUUCAGAUUAUACAAGAAAGCGGUUUUACAAAAGGUUAUUGAAAGUACGGAAAGUAAGGGAUAUACUUUCCAGAUGGAAAUGAUGGUUAGAGCUAAGGCUAUGGGAUGCACGGUGGCAGAAGUACCAAUCAGUUUCGUGGACCGUGUUUAUGGCGAGAGUAAAUUGGGUGGUGAUGAGAUUGUGGAAUAUGCAAAGGGUGUCUUGAAUUUGUGGAUGAAGGUUUAGGUUAAAGGUGUACGUGGAUAUAUUGUAUGCAUGCUGGAGUUGGUGGUUUUAUUGGGAUCUAUAAUGGUCGGAUUCUAGUACUGGGAAUUCGAUGAUGUAUACUAUCAUAUGGUUGGACUGGUGCAAUUUUGACAAUGAAACUUCCUUUUCA